GUACAAGAGUUGUUUAUUCGUGAUUAUGGAGAGAUUUUUAAUGUCCAGUUACCUGGUAAAGAAGAACGGACAAAAUUUUUUGAGGAUUUAAUUCUAAAACAAGCUGCUAAGCCUCCUAUAUCAAAAAAAAAAGCAGUUUUACAGGCCAUAGAGGUACUCCCAGUAGCACCACCACCUGAGCCAAGACCGUUGACAGAAGAAGAAGUGAAACGACUAGAAGAACAAGAAGAAAAUACAUUUAGAGAACUGAGGAUUUUCUUAAGAAAUGUUACACAUAGGCUUGCUAUCGACAAGCGAUUCCGAGUGUUUACUAAGCCUGUUGACCCUGAUGAGGUUCCUGAUUAUGUCACUGUAAUAAAGCAACCAAUGGACCUUUCAUCUGUAAUCAGUAAAAUUGAUCUACACAAGUAUCUGACUGUGAAAGACUAUUUGAGAGAUAUUGAUCUAAUCUGUAGUAAUGCUUUAGAGUACAAUCCAGAUAGAGAUCCUGGAG
This is a messenger RNA of Galeopterus variegatus (Sunda flying lemur), 493 nucleotides long. Its product is annotated as ATPase family AAA domain-containing protein 2-like. The transcript has 3 exons. Gene Ontology annotation, biological process: positive regulation of transcription by RNA polymerase II. The record is from RefSeq and is a predicted model, not a curated record. Gene Ontology annotation, cellular component: nucleus. Gene Ontology annotation, molecular function: chromatin binding; histone binding; ATP hydrolysis activity. Lineage: Eukaryota; Metazoa; Chordata; Mammalia; Dermoptera; Cynocephalidae. The annotation marks the transcript as partial.